Molecule: messenger RNA, 1557 nt
Organism: Melampsora larici-populina 98AG31
Lineage: Eukaryota; Fungi; Basidiomycota; Pucciniomycetes; Pucciniales; Melampsoraceae
Exons: 10
Coding region: 1-1557 (518 amino acids)
Molecular function (GO): oxidoreductase activity; FAD binding
Source: RefSeq, a predicted model, not a curated record
AUGAUAUCAAACCUCAAAUUUUAUUCAGCUUUUAUUGUCUUUGGUGCAUUGUGGCCAUCCUUAGUUCAAUCUGAUGCAGAAUCUCUUCGUUCAAAGUUUUCAGAAUUAAAAAUAGAAGCUGUUUUUCCGGAUGAUCCCAAGUUUGAAGUACUUGCAAAAGCUUAUAAUAAACGGUUUACUUAUACUCCUGCUGCCAUUAUCUUACCUCGUAAUAAAGAAGAUGUAUCAAAUGCAGUUCAAAUCUCAGUUGCUGAGAAACUUCCUAUUUGUGCGCGCUCUGGAGGACAUUCUUAUACAGCUUAUGCUUUUUGUGGGAGAGACGGAGCAUUAGUUAUAGAUCUUGUGCGACUGAAGACGAUGGAACUUGAAGCUUCGAGUGGAAUAGCUAAUAUAGGUACUGGAAAUCGAGUGGGCGAGAUGGCUGUUGAACUCUACGAUAAAGGCAAACGAGCCUUACCUCAUGCAACAUGUCCUGGUGUGGGCAUUGGAGGAACCGCAUCAUUUGGAGGGUUCGGAUAUAGUAGCCGUAUGUGGGGCUUGACAUUAGAUAACAUCAUAGGUCAUGAAGUUGUUUUAUCUAAUGGUACAAUCCUUGAAACUUCAGAGAAGCAAAACCCCGACCUAUUCUGGGCCUUAAGAGGAGCAGGAUCGUCAUUUGGAAUAAUUACUUCAAUAAAAUUCCAAACACAUAAAGCACCGAAUCAAGUCACAAAUUUUAGAUAUGAAUGGAAUUUGAAUCAAGAGGAUUUUUCAAAUGCAUUGAUCAAUUUUCAAAGAUUUUCUAAUAAUGAAAAGAUUCCAAAUCAAAUUGGAUUUUAUGCAAAUAUUGGUAAGGGUAAAAAGGAUAACGAUUUAUCUUUUGUUAUUGAAGGUGCUUGGUAUGAUGAAGUUUCAAAACUUUCGGAGGUGAUGAAACCAUUUUUUGAUGUGAUGCCGUAUCCUCCUGAUAAAACCGAGAAAACUGGUGAUUGGAUUGCGAGUUUGACAGAUUUAGCUCAAAGAACUGGUUCAAAGUCUCUGUUGAUGUCAGAGAAAGAGAUACAAGAGGAUGGGAAGAAGUUUUAUGUCAAGAGUCUUACAACUCCCAAAUCGAUGCCAAUGACAACAACUUCCAUUCAAGCUUUUUCAAAGUAUCUUGUGACUCAAGGUCCACAGAUUAAAACAGGAUGGUUUGUACAAUUCGAGCUUUAUGGUGGAAGAAACUCGGCAGUCACUUCAAUACCCAUGAAUCAAACAUCCUUUGCUCAACGUGAUAUCUUAUGGACCAUACAAUUUUACACUUAUGCUACUAAUCCAGAGCAGCCCUUUACUGAGGAAGCUUUUGAAAGCUUAGAUCAAAUGGUGAAGACAAUCGUUGAAAAUAAUCCUCCUGAUGGGGAAUAUGGGGGAUAUUCUAAUUAUAUAGAUUCUAGAUUACCAGAUGACCAAUGGAAAAAAUUCUACUACAAAACAAAUUAUCUCAAGUUAUCUGAAAUCAAGAAUUUGUAUGAUCCUGCAAACAUAUUCUCAAAUCCUCAAACCAUCAAAGGAGAUGAUUUCCGUUUGCAAGGUCAAUAA